UGACCCGGCAGGGUGGGGCGCGGCGGGGCGUUGCCGCUUGAGUCCCCUAUUCCAGUCCGCCAGGCUCCGCCAGCUACUGGGCGGAGAGGCGGAGGAUGGAAUUGGGUUUAUCGGCCAUUUCCCUUCUCGCCACCAGCCCCGUGGCCGCAACAACGAUGGAGCAGGAACCGGCGGAAGGAGCGGACUCUGUGUUGGUGUCAGGCGCUGCGGCGGCCGCGGCGUUUGGGGACUCGGCGCCGCAGAUAAGUAAUGAAAGAGGCUUUGAAAAUGUAGAACUGGGAGUCAUAGGAAAAAAGAAGAAAGUCCCAAGGAGAGUCAUCCACUUUGUUAGUGGUGAAACAAUGGAAGAAUAUAGCACAGAUGAAGAUGAAGUGGAGAGUCUAGAAAAGAAAGAUGUUUUACCUACUCUUGAUCCGACAAAACUUACCUGGGGGCCCUACUUGUGGUUUUAUGUGCUUCGGGCUGCCACCUCAACCCUCUCAGUGUGUGACUUUCUUGGAGAGAAGAUUGCAUCUGUUUUGGGGAUCAGCACCCCAAAAUACCAAUAUGCCAUUGAUGAGUAUUACCGGAUGAAGAAGGAGGAGGAAGAAGAAGAAGAAGAAAACAGGAUGUCUGAAGAAGCAGAAAGGCAAUUCCAGCAGAGUAAGCUGCAGGCUAAUUCCACUGUUCAGAUGGAUCAACCAGAAACAGUGGUAUCCAGUUCCUUUGUAAAUCUUAAUUUUGAAAUGGAGGAAGACUGUGGAGUAAUGGCAGAAGGCAAACAAAACCCAGGCUCUGUUCCACCAUAGAAGGAAAUGACUAUCAAA
This is a messenger RNA of Octodon degus (degu), 806 nucleotides long. It is a transcript of the gene Fam177a1, whose product is annotated as family with sequence similarity 177 member A1. NCBI's taxonomy places the organism in Eukaryota, Metazoa, Chordata, Mammalia, Rodentia, Octodontidae. The record is from RefSeq and is a predicted model, not a curated record.